AUGGAUGUUGGGCGCGUUGCAGCGUGCAUGGUAAAACCUGCUGAAUCUAAAGUCGAGGAAGCCCAAGAUGCUGGAUAUUUCCAACGAUUAAAGAAACAAUACGAGCUGCUGUCCAAAGCAAUCAAUGAUGCCGGCAACGCAACUGACGAUGCUGAGGUCUUCUUGGGCGGCGUUGUCGACGAAGUCAGGGCAAUUUCUCAACCCUAA
Molecule: messenger RNA, 207 nt
Organism: Oikopleura dioica
Lineage: Eukaryota; Metazoa; Chordata; Appendicularia; Copelata; Oikopleuridae
Source: the annotation of a GenBank genome assembly